Molecule: messenger RNA, 3858 nt
Organism: Huiozyma naganishii CBS 8797
Lineage: Eukaryota; Fungi; Ascomycota; Saccharomycetes; Saccharomycetales; Saccharomycetaceae
Gene: OXP1
Product: 5-oxoprolinase
Exons: 1
Coding region: 1-3858 (1285 amino acids)
Biological process (GO): glutathione metabolic process
Cellular component (GO): cytosol
Molecular function (GO): 5-oxoprolinase (ATP-hydrolyzing) activity
Source: RefSeq, a predicted model, not a curated record
AUGAUUACUCACGGUUCCGCGGGGCGGAUUCGCAUAGCAAUUGAUCGCGGCGGAACAUUCACAGAUGUGAUUGCAAACCCUGGAUCUGGGAGACAGGAAGAUGACCUGUUCUUCAAACUUCUAUCGGUUGAUCCAAAAAAUUAUCCAGAUGCACCUUUGGAAGGAAUCAGAAGGGUCCUGGAAGUCUUUGAGGGGAAAAAGAUCCCCAAAGGGGUACUAUUGGAUAUACAAAAUGUUGCCAGUAUAAGGAUGGGUACCACCCUGGCCACCAAUUGCGCCCUAGAGAGAACUGGGGAGCGUUGUGCGUUUUUGGUCACCAAAGGGUUCAAGGACAGCUUAGUUAUUGGUGAUCAAACUCGUCCAGAUAUCUUUGAUCUCGAUAUCCGGAGGUUCGAUACUUUGUACGAUGUUGUGGAGGAAGUAAAUGAAAGGGUUACUCUCGAGGACUUCUCCGAGCAGUUACCGUUUACAAAAUCGCAACCUGAUCCUAAAGAAAAUACUGUCGUUGGGAAGAGUGGCGAAACAGUAAGGAUAAUACAGGUCCCUGAUGAAUCUGAAGUAAGGGAAACGCUGACGGGAAUAUUUAAUGAAGGUAUCAGAUCUAUUGCAAUUGCGUUUCUGCACUCCUACACGUACCCAGAUCAUGAACUAAUGGUAGGGGAAAUUGCCAAGGAAGUGGGGUUUCACCAUAUCUCUCUUUCGUCGUUGACCUCCCCCAUGAUCAAAUUUUUACCAAGAGCACACAGUGCUGUUGCGGACGCGUAUCUCACUCCGGUAAUUCGGACAUACUUAGACCAUAUUUUUAGCGGUCUGACAAACUCACAAAAUACCAGCAUCCAGUUUAUGCAAUCUGACGGUGGGUUGGUAGACGGGGAUAGGUUUUCUGGACUGAGGUCUAUAUUAUCCGGUCCCGCAGGUGGUGUGGUCGGGUACUCUGCCACAUGUUAUAAUAUCAAUAACAACACCCCACUCAUCGGGUUUGACAUGGGCGGGACAUCUACCGAUAUAAGUCGCUUUGGCGAUAACAAGUUCGACCACGUAUUUGAAACUACAACUGCAGGGAUAAUCAUCCAGUCACCUCAAUUGGACAUCCACACGGUUGCUGCAGGGGGAAGUUCAAUACUGUCAUGGGAAAACGGAUUGUUUAAAGUUGGCCCGGCCUCUGCUGGCGCGGAUCCAGGACCUGCUGCUUAUAGAAAAGGUGGUCCUUUAACUAUCACAGAUGCCAAUCUAUUCUUGGGUUGCUUGGUCCCUGAAUUUUUCCCCAAGAUAUUUGGUCCGAACGAAGACAAAACAUUGGACUUGGAGACCACUACCCAGAAGUUCCACGAACUGACUGAAUUGAUCAACGCCGAUCUUGACUCCUCCCUUUCUCCAGAAGAGGUAGCUUAUGGUUUUAUAAACGUUGCAAAUGAAACAAUGGCAAGAGCCAUCAGGGCUGUUACCGAAGCAAAAGGGUAUAAUGUGUUGGAACAUUACUUGGUUUCAUUUGGCGGUGCCGGUGGACAACAUGCUGUUGCAGUGGCGGAUACCCUGGGCAUUAGCUCUGUUAUUGCCCAUCGGUAUUCUUCUGUCCUGUCAGCCUACGGCAUAUUUUUGGCAGAUGUUGUUGAAGAGCGCCAGAGGCCUUGCUCCUACAUUUUGGGUGCGGAAGGAACUGAUAACAUUACCCGAGAAAUUUUAACAGAUUUGAAGAAUGAAUGUAUCGGUGAACUGUUAAAACAAGGUUUCAAAGAAAGUAACAUUGAAAUACGCGAGUUCCUCAAUUUGAGAUAUGAAGGUACAGAAACAUCUCUCAUGAUUUUGAAAGAAGGGGAAACAUGUGAUUACAAAAAACUGUUUAAUGCCAAUCACAAACGGGAGUUUGGCUUUGCAUUCGAACAGAAAUCUAUCAUUAUCGAUGAUUUACGCAUCCGGGCAAUUGCCAAAUCAGAUAUAAGGAAGGAGCUCUCAAUCGAAGAAGAACUUAACACCGUAACACGUAUACAGGAGAUUGACCCUGAAAAGGAGGCUAGCCUGAUAAAAGAUGUUUAUUUUGACCAACAUUUUGUCAGAACACCAGUUUUAAGAAUCGAAACCGUACCAAUUGGCUCCAUUAUCCAUGGCCCAGCUAUUUUAGCUGAUGGCACCCAAACAAAUAUUAUACCUCCAAAUUGCAAGGCUACUAUUUUGAGUUCUCAUAUUGUUAUUGAGAUCAUGAAUAAGUCAACUAUUGGCGAGAAUUCAACGAUAGAUUCGAUCGACCCUGUGCUAUUAUCAAUUUUUAGCCAUCGCUUUAUGGACAUCGCUGAACAAAUGGGUGUGCAACUACGUAAAACAUCUGUGUCCACCAAUGUCAAAGAAAGGCUUGAUUUUUCUUGUGCGUUAUUUGACAAGGACGGCAGUCUAGUAGCAAAUGCACCACAUGUCCCCGUUCAUCUGGGCUCUAUGUCCACUUGCAUAAUGGCGCAAGCUAAAUUAUGGAAAGGUAAGCUAAGAAAAGGAGAUGUUUUAGUUACCAACCAUCCUGACGUAGGCGGGACCCACCUUCCAGAUAUUACCGUUAUUUCACCGGCGUUUUCAAACAACGGGGAACUCUUGUUCUACGUCGCGUCCCGUGCACAUCAUGCAGAUAUUGGCGGCCUCCUUCCAGGGUCUAUUCCACCAAAUUCAAAGGAGCUUUAUGAGGAAGGUGCAGCCAUCUACUCCGACCUUUUGAUGGAAGAAGGUGUUUUUCAAGAGGAUUUGGUGUAUCGCUUGCUGGUUGAUGAUCCUGCUAAAUUCCCAGGAUGCUCUGGCGCAAGAAGAAUAAGUGAUAACAUCAGCGACCUUAAGGCCCAAGUAGCGGCAAACACAAAGGGUAUUCAACUCAUCGAGAAUCUGGUGCAGGACUAUACUUUUCCCAUUAUUGAAAAGUAUAUGCAUGCAAUACAAGAUAAUGCUUCAGAUACCAUCAAAAAAAUGUUAAAACAACUGGUGAAGCAUUUUAACUCCUCUAAGUUUACAGGGGAAGAUUACAUGGAUGAUGGAUCUCUGAUUAAAUUAACAGUUACUCUCGACGUGGAAAAAGAAGAAUAUGUCUUUGAUUUCACUGGUUCCUCUGAUCAGAUAUACGGGAAUACCAAUGCUCCCAUUGCAAUCACAAACUCAGCGAUCUUGUAUUGUUUGCGGUGCUUGGUAGCAGAAGACAUUCCAUUGAAUCAGGGCUGCUUGAAACCUCUUACAAUAGUUGUUCCUCGCGGCUCAAUUUUAAAUCCUGGACUUGGAGCUGCUGUUGUAGGUGGCAACGUUCUGACAUCACAACGUGUCACUGACGUGAUUUUCAAAACGUUGAAUGUCAUGGCCGAUUCUCAAGGGGAUUGCAAUAAUUUUACUUUUGGGGUUGGACCGCAAACUGACCCGAUUACAGGAUUGGAGAGUCAAGGAUUUGGUUACUAUGAAACAAUAUGUGGUGGGUCCGGUGCUGGCUGCGAUUCGUGGAACCGUUCUGGCUGGAACGGCACAGAUGCAGUGCAUACGAAUAUGACCAACACAAGGAUGACUGAUGCAGAAGUCUUUGAAAGGCGGUACCCUGUAUUACUACAUGAAUUCUCCAUACGUGGCGGAUCCGGAGGAUCUGGUAAAUAUAGCGGUGGGAACGGCGCCAUCCGAGAUAUUGAGUUUCGCAAAGAUGUCACAGCCUCGAUACUGUCCGAACGCCGUUCAUUAGCGCCGCAUGGGGUAAACGGUGGGGAAGACGGCCAAAGGGGCGAAAAUUUAUGGAUCAGGAGGACAAAUGGUGCAGUAAUUAAUGUAGGAGGGAAGAACUCCUUUCAGGCCAAGAAUGGUGACCGGUUUAUAAUCAAAACUCCAGGCGGUGGCGGAGUUGGUGAGUCAUGA